GUUUCUGUAUGUGUGUAACGUUUGAUGUCGUUUUUGUGUUUCUCUCACCGCUAACUGUGUGUGUGUGUGUAUGUGACUCUCUAUCAAUUGGACCUAUUUUAUGGGUUUUUUUCCAUUGAAACAAACAUUAAUUUCCGAUCCUUGAUUUUUUGUGGUUUGAAAAAAUCAAUCAAAGAAUAUUCAUCAUCUUUUGGUGAAAUCAAAAUAUCCAUUGUGUGUGUUUGUGUCUUGUGAAUUUGUGUAUGUGUGUCUGUGUGCUGUAUGUGGAUUGUCUCUCUAUUCACUGACUAAUCGAAUCUUUUAUUUUCGCAUAAUCUGGUGAUUUCUUCAAUUCAAAUUGUGUGCAUUGUUAACUGUUUUUGUGUGUGUGUGUGUGUAUCAUUUAAUUUUGAACCAUUGAAGAAUCUACAUUCAUCAUCCAUAUAUAUUGUAUUGAAUCAAGAAUUCUUUCUUUUCUGUUCAUCAAUCGCCAAACACUGUUUGAUUCCUUUGUUAAUAUUUUAUCAUUUCCAAUAGGUCAUCAUUAUAGCUUCGUCAAAGUCCAUUUCAAACCAAUUAUUUGAUGCAAUGUUUGGCUCACAAAAAGCCUAUGGAGCAAAUAAUCAACAUCAAAAUAAUAACAAUUCCUAUGGCAAUAACUAUUCAUCAUCGCAAUCAAAUGAUUCAUUUUGGGGAAAUCAACAACAACAACAACAAUAUCAACAAACACGGUCAAACAACGUUGACAAUAAUCAAUUGAAUUAUUCGUCUGCUGCUGCUGCUGUUAUUGCCAAUGAUUCUCUUUAUGGUUACCAGGCUAAUGCUAACAUUGAUUCUCGUUCAGAUAAAUUGGCUCCUAAAUCCGAGAAAUAUGGUAAUUUAGCUUCAUUUGCAUCAUCGGCAAAAAAGUCAACAACAUGGGCAACGAUUGCAUCACAGCCAGCUAAAUCGCAACCGAAAUCAUUGAAAUUGACUAAAAUGGCAGGAUUAACUGGUACGACAUCGAAACAUUUACCGCCAACAGUCGCAAUGGAUGCCAUGUGGGAUUCACCCAAGAAUGGUGUUUCAAGUGGAGCAAGUAAAUCAAUCACAGGUCCUUUACCUACUUCUGCUUCUGUGAUUACUGCUGUUCCGUCUUCAGUGUCUCCAACAGCAGCAGCAGUGGCACAACCAAUGUCUGAUGAUCUUUAUUCGCCGGUUUCGAAUAUGGUCGAACAAUUCCCCUCUUCCGAUAAUGAUCCACCACUUCCGUCAGCUCAACAACCAGUAACCAGAGAAAAUUCUUGGAACAGUACCAAUAAUAAUAAUAAUAAUAAUAAUAAUGGAAACAGUUCACCUGUAGGUUCGGUUGCUAAUUCUACGGAUUCAAUUCGACCAACCUAUGCAACGUCGGUGCCCAAAUACAAUGAACACAAUGGUAAUAAUAAUAAUAAUAAUAACAACAACAAUCAUCAUCACCAUCAUCAUCAUAGUCAAGCUAUUUGCUCCAACCCGAUGUAUGAUCAACGUAAUAUGAUGGAUUAUCCGCAUCAUCAUCACUCACAACAACAACAACGACCACCAGUAAACAAAUCACCGAUGGAUAAUAAUAAUCACAAUCAAUCCUUUGCCAACAAUAAUAAUAAUAACAGCAGCAGUAGCAGCAACAAUUCCGAUGCACGCUAUCCAACACAUGAACAACUUCCACCUCCUCCAGCAAUGAGAGAUCUAGAGCCAGAAGAAGAUGAAGAGGAUGGUGAUGAUGGCAAUGACGAACCAAUCAAUGCAAAUGAUGAUAUCGACGACUUGUCAUAUGCGUUGUUGGAAAAGCUGCGUCUAGAAAACAAUUACAAUCCAAAAGAGUUUGAUUUGAAUCUACGUCAAGCACGAUUUUUCAUAAUCAAAUCAUACAGUGAAGAUGAUAUUCAUCGUAGUAUUAAAUAUUCAAUUUGGUGCUCCACUGAACACGGCAACAAGCGAUUGGACAAUGCAUUUCGUCAACAAGAAGACAAAGGUCCAAUUUAUCUGUUCUUUUCCGUCAAUCGCUCAGGCCACUUUUGUGGAGUAGCUCAAAUGAUGUCGCAUGUUGAUUAUGAUGCAUUGUCGGGCGUUUGGUCGCAGGACAAAUGGAAGGGCCAAUUCAAAGUGAAAUGGAUCUAUGUGAAAGAUGUACCAAACGAUGAGCUUAGGCAUAUAACAUUGGAAAAUAAUGAAAACAAACCAGUGACAAACUCAAGAGAUACACAAGAAGUGCCCUAUGAACAAGGAAAAAAAGUGAUGACCAUCAUACACAAUUACAAACAUGCCACAUCAAUUUUUGAUGACUUUCUUCAUUAUGAAAAGAAACAAAACGAAGAACAGAUGAACUAUUCGACGCCAACCAAUUCUUAUCAUCAUCAUCAACAACAACAACAACAACAUCAUCAUCAUCACCAACAACAACAACAACAACUACAACAACCACAGCGAGCAAGACCAAACAUGUCUUUGCCUCCACCGUCACAUGUGAACAAUUAUUAUGCCAAUGUCCCGAAACCGAUGCAAUCAAAUGUCAAGAAUCAAGCACUACCACUUUGUCAUGAAUCGAGUAAUGGUCCCAUGAUGCAAAGCGGGCCAUAUCGUGGCAAUAGCAACUACAAUAACAAGUCGAAUCGUGGCAUGGACAACAGCAGCAGUGGAGUGCAUGAUUAUCGUAACAACGAUGGAUAUUCACAACCACCACCUCCGCAAAUGGCGAUACAGCAUCGAAACAAUUUCCGUAAUAAUAAUUAUGGUGGUGGCUAUCGAGAUCGUGAUUAUAAUUCAUAUUAUCAACGAGAUAUGGGUUAUCGAGGCAGCGGUGGUGAUUAUUAUCAACCACCGCAAUCGCAACGUGAUUAUGGCCAUCCACCACCAGUCAAUGAUUAUGGUGGUAGAGAUUAUGCCAGUAACAGAGGAGGAGGAAAUCAUCAUUCAUGGAGAAACUAGAUUAAAUUAAACUAAUGAAUUUGGACGAAAAUCAUGGUUACAACAACAAUUACACUUAUGAUGUGUAACAUUUGCAAUUCUUUCAUUCAUUAAUUCGGCAACGAACGAUUAUUAAUUUCAAAUUAUCUGUCUCUUGUUUUUCGCUGCGACAUGCGUUUUGUCAUGAUCAUUUUAACCUAACCACAAGCAGAGCAUACACUCGGCAUACAAAUACACUUUUUUUUAAAAAAAAAUCAACAACUAUAUUGGAUAAUUUACAACCAUAUUAUAUUUCCUGUUUUUAUCCUUAAUGUAUUCCCUCGCUGCCCAAGACAUUUAACACACACACACACUUAUCCAUGAUUAUGAUGUACACGGAAUUUUUUUUUUUUUUUUUUUUUUGAAACAACAAUUUAUUGAUAAUCAUAAUUUGAAUUUGAAUAUAUAAAAAUUUGGCUUUCCAUUAUUUUUCAGGCAUUCAGCAACCAAUUUCCAUGCCAAUCUAACUAAUUGAACCGUUGACAAGCUGCUGUCUCUACAAAUUACCACAUGAUUAUUAUGUUCGAUUUAUUUAUUAUUUCAAUUCCAAUAACUGAUAAUUUGUCUGCAUAGAUUCUGAUUACAAUUUAAAAUAAUAUAUAGACAACCAACUAA
Messenger RNA from Dermatophagoides farinae (American house dust mite), 3558 nucleotides. It is a transcript of the gene Ythdf, whose product is annotated as YTH domain-containing family protein. Gene Ontology annotation, cellular component: cytoplasm. Gene Ontology annotation, molecular function: mRNA binding; N6-methyladenosine-containing RNA reader activity. NCBI's taxonomy places the organism in Eukaryota, Metazoa, Arthropoda, Arachnida, Sarcoptiformes, Pyroglyphidae. Gene Ontology annotation, biological process: mRNA destabilization. The record is from RefSeq and is a predicted model, not a curated record.